ACACACACUCGACGACGACGAAAUGAGCUUCAACGACCUCGAGCGCGGGCAGGGCGGCGCGCCGCUGCUCCCCGGCGCUGGUAGCGGAGACGACGACGCAUUCACAAAGGUCAAGGACUCGGUCUCCAUCCAGAUCUUCAAGAUCCAGACCAACGUCCAGGGUAUCCAGAAGCUGGUUGACAAGCUUGGUGGUGCGGGCGAUGCGCCGCAGCUGCGCACGGCGUUGCACAACCUCACCGAGUCGACACGCGACAUGGUCAAGCGCUCGACCGAGGACGUCAAGGUGCUCGCUGCGUUCCCGACUGGCGGGGCAGGCCAGGCCGCGCGUAAACCCGUCCAGGCGAAACUGUCCCGCGAGUACACUGCCGCACUGCAGGGCUUCCAGCGCGUCCAGCGGCUGUCGGUGGAGAAGCAGCGCACGACGGUCGAGGUGCAGAAGCGGGCUGUCGAGGCGGCGGAGGACGAGGCCCACAACGAGCCCCGCUCCUCUGUCGAACUCGAACAGGUCCAAACCCAAACCCAGGCCCUCGCGCCCCAGAUCAGCCAGCACGAGCUCGAGUUCCAGGAACAGCUGAUAGCCGAGCGCGAGGGCGAGAUCCGCGAGAUUGAGAGCGGGAUCCACGAGCUCAACGACAUCUUUAGGGACCUUGGGGCUAUUGUCGAGCAUCAGGGGGGGUUGAUUGACAACAUCGAGUCCAACAUCACCAACGUGGCCGCGCACACCUCGUCCGCGGCGGAGGAGCUCACCACCGCACACGAGUACCAGCGCAAGGCGGGCCGGAGGGCCGUGUGCCUGCUCCUCAUCCUUGUUGUGGUCAUCCUCGUUGUGCUGCUUGCUAUCCUGUCGUAGUGCACGCCGCACCCCCGAACUCUAUAGACUUUCUUUGUAUUGCGCACGCUCGCGAGCGUGCGCUAUGUGGUAAUACUUGUGUGCUGCUGUAUGGCGACUGGGCCUAGGCCCGCUUUACUUCCGCCACUGACACC
This is a messenger RNA of Vanrija pseudolonga, 984 nucleotides long. It is a transcript of the gene pep12, whose product is annotated as Syntaxin pep12. Gene Ontology annotation, molecular function: SNAP receptor activity; SNARE binding. NCBI's taxonomy places the organism in Eukaryota, Fungi, Basidiomycota, Tremellomycetes, Trichosporonales, Trichosporonaceae. The record is from RefSeq and is a predicted model, not a curated record. The transcript has 7 exons. The coding region runs from base 23 to 850 and encodes 275 amino acids. Gene Ontology annotation, cellular component: SNARE complex; membrane; endomembrane system. Gene Ontology annotation, biological process: vesicle fusion; Golgi to vacuole transport; intracellular protein transport.